Pimephales promelas (fathead minnow) is the source of this 2814-nucleotide messenger RNA. RefSeq names its product opsin 8, group member b (gene opn8b). Lineage: Eukaryota; Metazoa; Chordata; Actinopteri; Cypriniformes; Leuciscidae. Gene Ontology annotation, molecular function: G protein-coupled receptor activity. Gene Ontology annotation, cellular component: membrane. The record is from RefSeq and is a predicted model, not a curated record. Gene Ontology annotation, biological process: G protein-coupled receptor signaling pathway; visual perception.
GUGUCCAACGCGCACCACCGGCUGCUCAUGGUAUUCUUCUGUUUUACUCUUUACUGAGCGGACAGAGGCAUCGUUUCAUUCUCUCGGUCUGUUGGUGUGGUCGUAGUUUCAUUUAAUCGCGUUCUUAAUCUCUUUGAAAACAGAUGUUUCUGACACAUGACAGCUGUGUGGAUGAUUACGCGGCGCGUGCAUUUUCCGUAACUUUCCCCCCUCCGAAUUGCACUGAUCCAUGUCGAGCACGUUCAUUUCGGGGAAUUAAUUAACAUCAUCUCUUCCCGCUGAAGAGCACACUUCACUUGUCCUCAUGGAUAUGUAUUCCUCUAAACUAUCACCCGCUGUGGAUUAUGGAGUUGGCGCGUUCCUGCUGCUCAUUGCAAUUCUUUCCAUAGUGGGGAACUUGGUGGUUCUUGUGAUGGCGUAUAAGCGGUCAAACCACAUGAAGCCCCCAGAGCUUCUAAGCGUGAAUCUUGCUGUGACAGAUCUGGGAGCAGCCGUCACAAUGUACCCGCUGGCUGUAGCCUCAGCUUGGAACCACCAUUGGAUAGGAGGAGACGUAACCUGUGUGUACUACGGCCUGAUGGGAUUUUUCUUUGGAGCAGCUAGCAUGAUGACCCUGACAAUUAUGGCUAUUGUUCGCUUCAUUGUGUCUUUAACGCUCCAAUCACCCAAAGAGAAAAUCAGCAAAAGGAACGCAAAGAUACUUGUGGCAACCACAUGGCUGUACGCUCUAAUCUGGGCUCUUUUCCCUCUGAUUGGAUGGGGAAAAUACGGCCCAGAGUCCUUCGGCCUGUCCUGCACUCUGGCCUGGGGGGACAUGAAGGAACAAAGCCAGUCUUUUGUCAUCACCAUCUUCCUCAUGAACCUCAUUCUCCCAGCCAUCAUCAUCAUGUCGUGCUACUCUGGAAUCGCUCUGAAACUAUACAUCACCUACAAGUCUAUGGACGACAACAACCACAUACCCAACAUGAUAAAGAUGCAGCGGCGGCUCAUGGUGAUCGCUGUGUUGAUCAGCAUUGGGUUUGUUGGCUGCUGGACGCCGUAUGGCAUCGUAAGCCUGUGGUCCGUCUACCGGCCUGGUGAUUCAAUCCCUCCUGAGGUCAGCAUGCUACCAUGUUUAUUCGCCAAGACGUCCACUAUAUACAACCCGUUCAUCUACUAUGUAUUCAGCAAAAACUUCAAACGAGAAGUCAACCAGUUGAGCUGCCUCUGCAGGAGAUCCAACAUCCGUACAUCUGAUGCCAAAAUCGACCAGGAGAAUACCCUCUUUCUGGUGUGUGACCCAAACAAGUCCAAACCUGGAGCAGGGGAACAGUCAUUCGAGAAGAGCAAGGAGAAUGAGACUCAACUUAUGGCGAAUCAGUAGGAUCUGUGACUUGCACUCUUAUGAAUGAAUAUGUACAGAACAUUAGUUAACAGGAACUUUUGCCUGGUUAAAGUCACCAUGAAAUCAAAAUUGACUUUCUUUUAAUGUAAUAUUACAAUAUUUAUUAUAAAUGAUUUUUCUGUGCACUCAUAAUCUUUUAUCAAAAUAACUGCCCCUACCUCUUGCGCCAACAACUAUUCUCUUCUCUGGUGACGUGAGUCUGCAUGAGGGCGGGACAACCUGUCACUCAAAUGAGAUCCACCAAUAGCAAACCACAACCAUCCAAUAAUCCAAUCAAUUCCCAUUGUAAAAAAAAAAUCAAGUCCUUCCCUAAAAUCUGUCUUGAUUGAGAAGCCAUUUAACAUUAGGGACAAAAUUAGGGACAAAAAUACCAUCACAACUUCCAUUUCAUGCUGACUUUAAUUGCACAUGGAGUGGUCCUUUUUUUUUUAUUAUUCCACAAGCUGCAAUACGGAUCCAUACCAUCACAACGUAUGGCACAGGACAUUGACACCAUAUUGUCAAGGGGUUUAGGUGUUAUGUGAUGGCUUUAUAAAAAGGGCAUUUCAUGGAAAUAUCAUGUAUAGUCUGUUGAAUCAGGAUGCUAAGUACUCUCAAACGGAUUUCAAGACCAUUUAUAUUUACUCUAAAAGUUCACCCAAAAAUGAAUAAUCUACUCUGUUCCAAACCUGCAAUAUCUUUCUUUGUUCUGUGGAUCUAAACGCCAAAUUACAUAUCGGACAAAAAAAAGCACUCUUAAAGUAUCAUAAACCUAGUCAAAAUAUGACCCGUGCGCAGUAUUACAAGCCUUCUAAACUAAUACAGUACUGUUGUGUCAAUGGUGUCAGGGUAUUUAAAACAUGUGCUAAUAGAGCUUGGCAGUAAUGAUGUAUUUUUUUGACCUGAAAACCCCAAAAUUAGAUUUUAGCACUUCCAGUUCCAUCUUCCUGAAAUCAAUGGGUUUUUUUUUUUUUUUUUUUUUUUAAAUGGGUCUUUGGUUAAAUGCCUACACUUUUAAUUUAUGACAAAAUACAUAUACAAACCCUCUUGUGAUUUUAAAAAAAGUUUGUACUUGUCUUGAAAAAAAAGUUGUUGCUUAAGUGUCAGAUGUUGUCGGGGACAUUAAAUUCACUAGUUUACUUUUACAGCUUUGUGCUUUUUAUAAUCGAGCUCUUGCAAACUAUUCUAACUCGAACUUUCAAGGAAAUAUAUUUUUAAAUAAGACUUUGUCAGAAGAGUUGUCAAUGACUACGUUUACAUGCAGCCAAUUUUCAGGUUAUGGUCGGGUUAAGGUCACUAUUCGGGUUUCUGAAACAUUAGGAAUAACCCGUUAACAUGCGUGAGCAGAGAGAGUUAUAUCCCGAUGUUAACGGCGAUGCGCGGUUAGCAUCGACAACCUUAAGACGCAAUAUGCGUCAUUUCCGAUUCUUCUUCCUGUAUCCAAUGACAAC